UAAUCACAUAACCCAAACAUGUCUUCAGGUCAAAAUGGUCAGAAAGAUAUUUUACCGAAACCAUUUAUUUCCCGGUAAACUCCUUAUCCGACGUCCGAUCUAUAUGUAUUUUACGAUUUUUCACUGAUCCGAAGACCUCCAAUUCUAUAAUCAAUUGUGUAGUUCUUUGUCGUUCUCGCACUGAGGAAGGUUUUCCCGGUUGAAUUCAUCGUUAUUCAUGUCUAAGGAGAGAGAGACAGAGAGCUCUUUUCGUCAUUCAGUCAGUGGUUGAGUGUUUACACUUCAUCUCUCAAGUCUUAAUCGGCACCUACCUUCAGUAGAUCUCUACGUUGACGCUCUGAAGUGCUACCUCUGUGCCUCUUUGGAGUUCGAUUGACUUCUGCUUUGAAGAAUUGAAGCUUCUUGAAAUUGUUUCUGUAGAGUUGAAGUUAGGACGGAGUUAAUUGUAUGUCUGGGGCUGUUUUAUCAACUUUCUGAUAGUUGAUAGUUCAGUAUCUUGGUGGUCUUCGCCAUGGAAAGGAGUGUCCCCGGCAGACUUGCAGGUUCGGAAAUUCAUGGGUUUCGUACAAUGGAAGAUUUGGAUGUCCCAAGUAUGAUGGAGGAAGCCAGGACGAGGUGGCUGCGCCCAAAUGAAAUUCAUGCAAUACUAUGUAACCACACUUAUUUCACCGUCAAUGUCAAGCCAAUCAAUUUGCCCCAAAGUGGCACAAUUAUAUUGUUUGACAGGAAAGUGUUGAGAAACUUUCGAAAAGAUGGGCACAACUGGAAGAAGAAAAAGGAUGGGAAGACUGUUAAAGAAGCGCAUGAGCAUUUAAAAGUUGGUGAUGAGGAAAGGAUCCAUGUGUAUUAUGCACAUGGUGAGGAUAAUCCGAAUUUCGUCCGCAGGUGUUACUGGUUACUUGAUAAGAAACAAGAGCACAUAGUCCUUGUACAUUAUCGUGAAACAUUAGAGGCACAAGGUUCUCCAGUCACACCUGUUAAUUCAAAUUCCAGUCCAGAAAAUUCAGGCCCAUUUGCUUCUAGAGUAUUAUCAGAAGAAAAUGAUUCUGGAGCUAAUCAUGGGUUUUAUGCUGGUUCUGGCUCACCACUUGUCAGUGAAUCAGCAGAGCUUGAUGAUCAUUUCUCUGUACUACACGAAAUUAACACACUUGAGUGGGAAGAUCUAUUGGGGGCACAAGAUGCCAGUAAUCCUAGUCCACCUAAAAGAGGUGAAGUUGCACACCUUGAGCAACAAAAUUUAUAUGAACUAAGGGGCUCCCUGCAUAGUCAGGGUAGCUUUCUCCCAACCAAUAGUCUACCUACAACAUUAUCUUCUUUCAGGCAUCCGACUGAACAGAUGGCUAAGAGUGCUUCAAUUGACAUCAGACCACCAAACAGUGGUUACGUUCAGACUGCAGGAGUGAUAUCAAAUAACCAAUGGAAGGACUUCGAAAAAACAGAUGAAUCCUUGAAUGCUUCUUUUGGAAACAGUUUGCUAACUCAAGAUAGUUUUGGAAGAUGGAUGAACUGCAUAAUAUCUGACUCCCCAGGAUCAAUAGAUAAUGUGCAACUUCAGUCCUCUAUUUCAACCACUCAUGAAACAACUCUAUCUGAAAUUACUGAUCAUCAUCAUCAUACCUCUACACAGGGUCAAGUUUUUAGUAUAACUGAUGUUUCACCUUCAUGGGCAUUCUCAACAGAAGAAACAAAGGUCAUCAUGGUUGGGUUUUUCCAUGCAGAGUAUUCACAUAUUGCAGAGUCCAAUUUACUUUGUGUUAUUGGUGAUGUAUGUGUUCCUGUAGAAAUGAUUCAAGUUGGAGUAUUUCGCUGCAUGGCAUCACCAAAUAACACUGGAUUUGUGGAUCUCUAUUUGAGUCUUGAUGGUCGUACACCAAUUAGCCAAGUUCUGACUUUUGAGUAUCGCUCCCCUUUAAUAGAUAACCAGGGAGCUUCACAAGAAGACAAGUGUAAGUGGAAAGAGUUUCAAAUUCAGUUGCGACUUGCUCGAUUAUUGUUUUCUACAAACAACAGCCUUAGCAUUCUGUCUAGUAAGGUAUUACCAAAUGCCCUGAAGGAAGCAAAGAAAUUUGCACUCAUGACCUCAGCUAUUGAAAAAGAUUGGGCAUAUUUAAUUAAGUCAAUUGGGAACAGUGGGAUCCCAUUUCUGCAAGCCAAAGACAUUUUGUUUGAGCUCACUUUGAAGAACAAGUUACAGGAGUGGCUUUUGGAAAGAGUAGCUGAAGGGAGUAAAACCACUAUUCGUGAUACUCGAGGUCAAGGUGUGAUUCACCUGUGUGCUAUCCUAGGUUAUACAUGGGCUGUUUACCCAUAUUCACGUUCAGGUCUCUCUUUAGAUUUUCGAGAUGCAUAUGGAUGGACAGCACUUCAUUGGGCUGCAUUCUAUGGAAGGGAGAAAAUGGUUGCAGUCCUUUUAUCUGCGGGUGCUAAGCCAAACUUGGUCACAGAUCCUACCCCAGAAUUCCCUGGUGGACGCACUGCUGCUGAUCUUGCAUCUAAGAAUGGUUAUGAGGGAUUAUCUGCUUAUCUUGCAGAAAAGGCUUUAAUAUUCCAAUUUUAUGAGAUGAAAAUAUCUGGAAAUGCAAGUGGCUCCUUGGGAACUAACACAACCACUUACACAAGCCCUGAAGCAUUAAAUGAGGAUGAACUGUGCCUGAAGGAUACAUUGGCUGCAUAUCGGACAGCUGCUGAUGCAGCAGCCCAUAUACAGGCUGCAUUCAGACAACACUCACUGAAGCUAAAGGAGAAAGCAGUUCAGCUUGCCAAUCCAGAGAUGGAAGCACGCAAUAUAAUUGCAGCCAUGAAGAUUCAGCAUGCCUUCCGUAACUAUGAGACACGAAAGAAGAUGACAGCUGCAGCACGAAUCCAAUACAGAUUCCGUACUUGGAAGAUCCGAAAAGAUUUUCUUAAUAUGCGUCGACAAGCUAUCAAAAUUCAAGCUGUUUUUCGAGGCUACCAAGUACGAAGACAGUACCGCAAAAUUCUUUGGUCAGUUGGAGUACUCGAGAAGGUGAUUUUACGCUGGCGUCUUAAGAGAAAAGGCUUUCGUGGUCUUUCUGUCGAACUUGAACCAACUCAAGAAAUGCCAGUAGAUCAAAAUCAAGAAAGUGAUGUGGAGGACGACUUCUUCCGGGUUAGUAGGAAGCAAGCUGAAGAACGUGUUGAGAGAUCUGUUGUACGGGUCCAGGCCAUGUUCCGAUCAAAGCAAGCACAACAAGAGUACCGGAGGAUGAAAUUGGCCUAUGAUCAGGCAGCGUUGGAAUAUGAAGAUCUUCUUGAUCCUGAAGUCAGAAAUCAAAAGUGAAGAAGCACUAGUUGCUCCUGGGUGAUUCUGAAAACUCCAGCAGCGCAGCUGGAAAAAAACACCGGUCCAUUGCAGGUUUGUGUUCUUCAAUCAUAUACACAUCAUCUCAUCGAAGUAGAUGUAUAGUUUGAUCAUUUCCGACCGAUCUUUGUAUGUUGAGUAGGCCAUGGAGCUGUGUUCUUUGUAUGUUGUGUAGGCCAUGGAGCUAAAACGAUUUUUUGUCAAUGUAAAUCCAUAUAAGAAACUAGUGAUAGUCUAUGAUUCAGCAUGUCCAACCAAAGUGUAAUGUUGACAGACUGUGUUUUAAUGAUCCGCAAAAAAAUAGAAAGUUAGUAACUUAAUUUGUAAA
This is a messenger RNA of Nelumbo nucifera (sacred lotus), 3650 nucleotides long. RefSeq names its product calmodulin-binding transcription activator 5. Gene Ontology annotation, cellular component: nucleus. The record is from RefSeq and is a predicted model, not a curated record. Gene Ontology annotation, molecular function: transcription coregulator activity; double-stranded DNA binding; protein binding. Gene Ontology annotation, biological process: regulation of transcription by RNA polymerase II. NCBI's taxonomy places the organism in Eukaryota, Viridiplantae, Streptophyta, Magnoliopsida, Proteales, Nelumbonaceae.